AUGUCUUCCAGCCGAAAGAUCACCUCUGCCGAAAAGGCACAAUACAUUCAAGCGCUCCGAUCUCACCAGUUCAACACCAUCGUUGAGCUCGUUCGCGUCGAGCAGGCUUUUGCAAAGCUCGGUACACCGGACUGCAGUGAGCCGAUGACGGCGGCUUGGAAGUACUAUGUCGAGUCGCAUAGCUUGUUGACCGAACUACGCGGACUGACUAGGAACUAUCCUUUCAGUUCCGACUGCCUAGACGAAGCGAAAAGGCGCGUCUACGCCGACCCCGCAAGCAACCGCUCAUGGAAUCUGUGUUGGUUGGUUUUGAACAAGAUACAAACCGACCAGCUACUGCCGUACUACGCGCGUUACCAGGCGUCUCAACCGGCUAUGUGGGCGGGUCAGAUGCCGUCUGCGGAGCAGAUCACGCAGCUCACUAAUGCUUUUGUUAAUGAGUGGAAUUGGGCGCUUGGACAGAUGUUGGGGCGUUGGACACAGCCGCCGGCGCGAUGA
Messenger RNA from Alternaria rosae, 498 nucleotides. RefSeq lists its product as uncharacterized. The transcript has 5 exons. Lineage: Eukaryota; Fungi; Ascomycota; Dothideomycetes; Pleosporales; Pleosporaceae. Bases 1 to 498 code for a protein of 165 amino acids. The record is from RefSeq and is a predicted model, not a curated record.